Molecule: messenger RNA, 1410 nt
Organism: Trypanosoma grayi
Lineage: Eukaryota; Euglenozoa; Kinetoplastea; Trypanosomatida; Trypanosomatidae
Exons: 1
Coding region: 1-1410 (469 amino acids)
Source: RefSeq, a predicted model, not a curated record
AUGAUUCAUCCAAAGCUAUUGGCGUCUCAGGAGUUGGCUCUCCACCGUGUGAAUGUACAGCAGCAAAACUUUGUCUCGCGCCUUGCGAGGGCCGACGGCUCUGUAAAUAGCAUUAACAGUGCAUCCAAUAGCAAUGCCAGUGGCAGUGUUUUUCCACGGGCGGUGUCUGCUCGUAGCGAAUUGACGUCGCCGUUGACUCCCGGCGGUGCCGGUUCGGCUGUCCCUGCCUUCCCUCCCAAGGAGUCCGGCACGUCACCACUAGGUCCCCUCACGGGAGGUGGGGCAAACAGCACUGCUCCAGCCUCUAUUGCGCGCCCUGGAAUACGACCGCGACCGGAGUGGUCCACCGCCCUCGAGGACGUUGAUCCGUUCGUGCUCCCAGACCACCAGUUGCACGGCUCUGUGCCCGCCACACGGCGACGUGUGACGGUGCAGUACAUUGCUGAUCAGUACGAUCGUCAGUGGCUGGCCCAGCGGACGAUGAUGACGGCAACAAUGGCUGCAAUGACAAAAGGCAAAACGGGGAGCAUUGACGCACCUGCGGCGCCCCCUUCACCCACGCUGUCGUCAUCGAGGCAUGAUAUUACUCUCUCUCUCUUUGAGGAUCUGAUAACGGCGUUUGAGGUGGAAUCCUACCGAAACCCCGAGAUUCCUGUCCAGCGUCAGCCCGUGUCCAGCUUUGACGGCGUUAUCGCGACAGGGGCGGAUGCUGCGGUAGUGGAGGAGGUGCGGCAGUAUUGGUUGGGGAAGCAGCAAGCCCUGGGUGGCAACGUGCCGUGCAUUCCAUCACUGCGCAUGAACGUGCGUGAAGACAACCAAUCCACGUUGUGCCACAGCGACAUUUUACAGUAUUGUCCACUGCCGUUCAGCCACAGGGAUUGGUCAAUUGCGGUGGUGCAGCGCCGCGUUCCGUGGGGCUGCGAGAAGACGACGGUAGAGGCGGAGGCUACUGUUGAAGAUAGCCUGGGAGCAGAGUCGAUAGGGCGGAAGCGCAAGCGAUGUGGUACUGUGAAUGCAACAACAAGUAACGAAGGAGGCACUGAAGCAGGGGAGGAAGAGAUGAAGGAAGACGAAGAAGAGGCAGAAGAGAAGGAGUGGCAAACGCUACUGACAUCUGCGUUAAAAAUCUCACAGGUGGUGUGGGAACGUGAAGAGUGGAAGCUGGCGCAUACGCACCUGGCGAUCUAUGAGCUAGCUCUACUGCGGCGAUGGGCGAUGCUGGGACGCGAGGCUGUUGACGGCGCCCCCACUCAUUCCUCAGCUCCCGCUCCAUGGGCGAAUGACGAAGAGCUACAGGAAGAGUGGGUGGGCGAUGAUGAUGCCACAGAGGAGUUCCACGAUGGCGUGGGUGGUGAGGCCAUGGCCACGGCGUUGGAGAGUGUGAUGGCUAUCAGCAGGCGGUUCUGGUGA